Molecule: messenger RNA, 6399 nt
Organism: Prorocentrum cordatum
Lineage: Eukaryota; Dinophyceae; Prorocentrales; Prorocentraceae
Source: the annotation of a GenBank genome assembly
AUGGCGAGCUUGACGGCUGGCGGCGUCAAGUCAAUGGGAGAGAUCGUCGGUGGCGACGCCUCCGCAACUGAUCAAAUCGAAAACACGUGGCUACGCAUGGCGUCGGUGCAGUCCUACAAGACGCUCGACAAGCCCGAGCGUGUCCAAUCAGACCCUCCCGCUGCUUUCGUCCUCCGCGACGUGCCGCUCCAGUGCGCGGACAACGUCGCGAAUGCGAAGCAUUUAGUGGAUUGGGUGACGUUGGAGGAUGCCCCGUUUAAGCCCAACAAGGAUGCUGGCGAGAUCGCCUUCACCAUGCAGCUGCGCACCUUGCCGAAGGGCGCGAACGGCGAGCAGUGCGCGCUGAAGUACGUCAGGUUCGACAACAAGGGCGCUCGCCAUCCACUGGGGGGGGGUUCGGCCGACACUAAGACGCCACUCAAUCUCUUUCACUACAUGAUGGACAGGCUGGGCGGGGUGCAGAUCCGCCAUUGGGUUCAGCCGUCCGUGGCCGCCGCCGUCGGCGGUGGCGGUUACGACAAGGAGAAGCGAAGGGCGGGCUACCGUUUCAUAGAGGAGUUCGGCCCGAGGGCAAACAACCGCAACCAGUUCGCGGAGUGGACCGACGAACAGAUCAACGACGAGAAGUCGCCGAUCUUUGGCUGGCAGGCAUCGGAAGUCAAGGAGUCGCUCCGCAACUACGCGUCGGGCUCUGUUGGCGCGAGGACGCUCGAGCGCUGGGCGAUCACGCUCAAGCGCUUCCACCCGUUCGUGUUCGACAACAUCGUCGUCCCCAUUCUCAAGAGCCACGACGUGCACGGGACCAUGUGGAUCGGCAAGACCAGGGUCGGCAAGUCCACGAAAAUCGACUUUUCGCGGCUCGAGCCUGGAACUGUGCACAAGCCCGCUAUCGCGGACGACACCGCCCUCACGAAGUGGGCCCCCGAUGAGAUCAUUGCCUUCCUGGACCCCGCCGAGGAGGACGCGCUGCUGCGGGCGAGGCGGGGCGGCGCCUCCUUCGAGCAGAACCAGCCCCGCCAGAUCUGCGCCAACCCCUACGACCAGGAGUUCGAGAAGAAGGUGUGUUCCAUCCGCAGAGGCCAACAAGUGGUCAAAUUCGACGACUUCCUCAAAAUCAUAGAUCGCAACUUCGCUGGCGAGAAGCAGCGCGGCUACCAGACGGCGGACGUGGAGGCGUGCAUGGCGGGGUCCAACAUCGCGCUGCUCACUGACGACUGGAUGCACCUGCGGUUGGCGUCUACGACUAAGGAUCCAGCCCCCCGCUUCCCGUGGCCAGUGCCCGAGAAGCCAGACCUCUUCACGCCCGAGACCACCCCUAUCCUGAAGCGGUUCAAGAAGGACCAGACCUUCGCGCCGCCCGACUACGGCGCGCACAUAAAGUGGGCCGUGGCCGCCAUGAAGAAGCUUGCUCGCGGCGAGGACACCGGGCGCUCGAGGACGGUUCGCGGCCCCACGCUCUUCGACCAGGACGCGCCCCCGAGGUAUGAGUUCGCUGCAAUGGACGGUGAAAUGAACGUCGGCGCCGACGCAUCCGCCGCCGUCAGCGCGGCCGCGCCGCCUGCGCCCGCCAUCCCAGGCAACCCAGAUGACGACGACGCCGACUCUGGUCUCGGCGGCGAGAUGAGAGGCGCCGCCGCAGCAGAGGACGAGGAAGACGUCUUCGGCUUCGGCGGCGGGAUGGAUGGGGUGUUCCGCCAGCGCCUCCAGAAGUCCAAGGAUUGCGGCGCCAUUCAUUUGGACACGCCGACGCCGAAGAAGAAGCGCACGGACAUCGAGGAGGACCUCUCGCAGAUGCUAGAGGCAUCCAAGCAGGACAACGCGAGGGUGCGCGCGCACGAUUUCUCCCGCCCUCCCCGCACCCACCGCAAUUGCCCGCACUGCUUGACGGCGAGGCAGAAGAAGACCGCCCUCGACAGAGCGUGGGACUUCGUGCAGGCGGAGGCCCCCCGCGGAAAUUUCGACGGCCAGAGGGUCCUGUGGUUGGAGCACCAGUACGUGGAUCCUGACUCCCCCGUCGGCCACAUGAAGCGGGAGUUUGUGAACAGCUUGCUGAAGUGCAUCGCGGACCGCGACCAUUUCGCGACCAAGGAGGAUUACCACCCGCUCCUAAAGAGAAACGUCCGCAAGGAAUACCAGCCGAUGACGAACAGGACCUUGCAAACGCUGACGUGCAACACGAUGCAUACGAUCGGGGAGGCUGGCUUCGGGAAGGUCGGGGAGCCCUGGGCGCCCUGCGCCCUCGAUGACGGCGACCUCGCAGAUCAGCGGCCUCGCGUCGUCAAAGCCUUCUUUGACCCCACGCAGGCUGAGGCCAUGACCUACGCGCGCUGGGGGGCCGCGAAGUUCGUGCGCGGCCAAGCGAGGCGGCUGGCGAACUCGAAGUGUCGGGGCCGGCCAGGGGCCAUGCUCAAGCGGUGCAACGUCGCCCUGAGCACGCAGCACUCGUUCUUCUUCAGGCCCGCUGGCAAGGACUCGGUCGUUGAGAAGUUGCCCCCCAUGAGCACCUACAUCACGGCCGAGGCGGGCAAUAUUUUGAUGCGGCCCCUCAAGCACAAGAAGCGCCGCGACCAGGAGGAGUGCGACAGGCUCUUCGCCUUCGAGAAGAAAGAUAUGCUCAAGCCCAUGGCCGAGGCGCGCGACGCAGCGGGCGCGCGCGGCGAUGGCGGGGAUGGCGCCGCCGCCGCCGCCGCGGGCGGCGCGCCAGCUUGCGCCGCGGCGCUGCGGGAGGCACGCCAGUCGGGUGGCGUUUGGGCCGCGCCCGAGGACGACGACGUGUUCUGCCGCCGCGGCGGCGCCGACGCAAGGGCCGACGUCGCGGACGAGGAGGGCGUGCUCGGCUUCGGCGGCGGCAUGGGCGCGGCCGAGCCGGCGCCGCCCAAGGAGCUGACGGCGGCGCGGAACGCCCGCGUGGAGCUGCUCAUCAAGUCCGGGACCAACAAGGGCAUGAUUGUGCCGUGGCAGGCGGGCGCUGCCUCGGGGUCGAGCGGCGGCGCGAGCGCGCCGAAUGGCGCGGCGGCGCCUGCUGACGCCGCGCCCGAGGCGCAGCCCCUGAUCGUCGGUUGCCGCGGCGCUCUCCCUGAGGAGGACCACUGCGAGCAGAUGGCGAUCUUCCGCAGCCUCGCCAAGGCCCGCCACGGCGCGUGCAAGGACCUGGUCACCGCGCCCAGGAAGACCACGGAGACGGGCUUGGCGCGCGGCGGGCCGCCCUCGCCCGUCAGCCUUCAGGAGCAGCAGGCGAUCUUUGCGUGGAUCGCGUCGCAGGCGCAUGGGGGAACCGUCGCGAUAGACGACGGAGACGUCGACUUGGACGCAGAGAUGGAGGCCAUGCUCGAAGCCGAUGAGCCUGGUGGCGAUGUGGCGAUGCCGAUUAGCCCGACGGCGGCGUGGCCGAGCAGCCUGAUAGCGAUGCCGACUGAGGCGCGGUGGGGGCAGCCGGCGGCCAACGCUGCCCCCGCGGUUAUGAACCGCUCGCGCAUGCGCAUGGCAUCCCGCGCUAAGUACUCGGGCGCCCACGAGAAGCACAUCGUCUUCGGCAAGGACCAGGGCGGCAACGAGCUCGGGUGGGCGGGCGUGGAGGCGGACGAGGUCUACGCGGCGAAGAGCGGGGGGGCCCGAACGCAGGGCGUGACCAAGCACUUCACAUGCGACGUAGGGGCCAUGCUCAAGCGGUGCAACGUCGCCCUGAGCACGCAGCACUCGUUCUUCUUCAGGCCCGCUGGCAAGGACUCGGUCGUUGAGAAGUUGCCCCCCAUGAGCACCUACAUCACGGCCGAGGCGGGCAAUAUUUUGAUGCGGCCCCUCAAGCACAAGAAGCGCCGCGACCAGGAGGAGUGCGACAGGCUCUUCGCCUUCGAGAAGAAAGAUAUGCUCAAGCCCAUGGCCGAGGCGCGCGACGCAGCGGGCGCGCGCGGCGAUGGCGGGGAUGGCGCCGCCGCCGCCGCCGCGGGCGGCGCGCCAGCUUGCGCCGCGGCGCUGCGGGAGGCACGCCAGUCGGGUGGCGUUUGGGCCGCGCCCGAGGACGACGACGUGUUCUGCCGCCGCGGCGGCGCCGACGCAAGGGCCGACGUCGCGGACGAGGAGGGCGUGCUCGGCUUCGGCGGCGGCAUGGGCGCGGCCGAGCCGGCGCCGCCCAAGGAGCUGACGGCGGCGCGGAACGCCCGCGUGGAGCUGCUCAUCAAGUCCGGGACCAACAAGGGCAUGAUUGUGCCGUGGCAGGCGGGCGCUGCCUCGGGGUCGAGCGGCGGCGCGAGCGCGCCGAAUGGCGCGGCGGCGCCUGCUGACGCCGCGCCCGAGGCGCAGCCCCUGAUCGUCGGUUGCCGCGGCGCUCUCCCUGAGGAGGACCACUGCGAGCAGAUGGCGAUCUUCCGCAGCCUCGCCAAGGCCCGCCACGGCGCGUGCAAGGACCUGGUCACCGCGCCCAGGAAGACCACGGAGACGGGCUUGGCGCGCGGCGGGCCGCCCUCGCCCGUCAGCCUUCAGGAGCAGCAGGCGAUCUUUGCGUGGAUCGCGUCGCAGGCGCAUGGGGGAACCGUCGCGAUAGACGACGGAGACGUCGACUUGGACGCAGAGAUGGAGGCCAUGCUCGAAGCCGAUGAGCCUGGUGGCGAUGUGGCGAUGCCGAUUAGCCCGACGGCGGCGUGGCCGAGCAGCCUGAUAGCGAUGCCGACUGAGGCGCGGUGGGGGCAGCCGGCGGCCAACGCUGCCCCCGCGGUUAUGAACCGCUCGCGCAUGCGCAUGGCAUGCCUCCCAGCACUGUGCUCCGAUCGCAGUCGUGUCCGCAAUGCCCGCGCUAAGUACUCGGGCGCCCACGAGAAGCACAUCGUCUUCGGCAAGGACCAGGGCGGCAACGAGCUCGGGUGGGCGGGCGUGGAGGCGGACGAGGUCUACGCGGCGAAGAGCGGGGGGGCCCGAACGCAGGCCCCCGCUUGCAGAAGCCCAUCAUCUGGGAGCAGCGGGGGCGGCAUAGUUCAGCGCGGAAGCCCCGGGCCCCUGGCCCUCUUCAGGCUGAAGCCAGGGAAGGCCAAGCGCAGGGCGCCUGGCCCUGGCCCGACACGGAAGGGGGACUGGGCACCCAAGGCGCCCAGGUGGCUGAAGCUUCGCCGCGCCAUCCUCCACGCGGACGGGGCGAGGUCGCACAGGUUGAAGAUCGACGGCGCCCUGCGCGAUUGGGUGGUGCGCAAGAAGAAGAAGGCGAAGCUCGGUGGGAAAUUGGCGCGGGCGAAGCCCGCCUUUACAAAGCUGAUCGAGCGCGCGUCGGGCGAUCUGCGCAGGGCGGUCGGCAAGGGCACUGCGAGGGCGGCGGGGUCUGCCCUUCCCCGCAACAAGGCGGCCCAGCGCGACAUGCGCAGUUGCUGUCUGCUCUCUGGCUUAUAUAAGGCGCGCUCCUUCCAGUGGGCGCAUUGGAAUCGCGGCGGCGACCUCUGGCUCGCUACUGGCCAGAUGCCCCGCGACGCGUGGGCCAAGGACCACGCGGCCGCCCGGAAGAUCCAGUCCGUGCACCGUGGCAAGGCGGCGCGGCAGGAGGUCGCGGAUAUGGAGCAGAGGCGGAAGGAACUCGCCGAAGAGGAGAACGCGGCCACGAAGAUACAGGCCAAAUACAGGGGGAUGGCGACCCGCAAGAGCAUGCACGGAGUCGACGUCUCGCCGAGCCCCGUGCGCCGCGUCAGCGCGCAGGCCGAGGAGCUGGUGAGCAAGCAGGUGCUGCAGGGGGCUGGCGAGGACCUCCCGACGGGGACCGACGAGGAGAAUGCGGCGGCAGCCAAGAUCCAGGACGGCGGGGAGAAGUCCAGGCAGGAGUGCUUGUCAGCGUUGGUCGACGCGCUCGGCGAGGACGAUAAGGCCAAGGACGAGUGCGUGCAGGCCUUGCUCGGGAACGUCAUGGACGGCGGGGAGAAGUCCAGACAGGAGUGCAUGUCGGCGUUGGUCGGCGCGCUCGGCGAGGACGACAAGGCUAAGGACGAGUGCGUGCAGGCCUUGCUCGGGAACAUCAUGGCGUCGGGGGACCGAAACAUCGCCUUGAAGAGCGAGAUGUGCGCCGCUCUGGAGAUGGCCAUGGCGGCCCUCCUCGGCCCGGAGGCGGAGGCCCGCGCCGAGGUCCGCGGCGCGCUCCGCGCGGCCCUGGCGGAGGACCUGCCGGCGGGGACCGACGAGGAGAACGCGGCAGCAGCCAGGAUUCAGGAAGCCGUGCACCGCGGCAAGAAGGCGCGCCUGUCGGUGGCCGAGCAGCGCGCCGCGGCCGCCGGCUCGGCCCGGGAGGAGGACGUAGCUUCGGCGGCGCCUGGCCGAGGGGGGAGAGCUCCCGGAGGGCACUCCGCGGCGGGCACUCCGCGGCUGGCCUCUCGGGGGAGCAGCCACGAGGUGCAGUGGAAACUGCAGAGCGCGGCCGCGGCCGACGCCUGA